This is a messenger RNA of Vicia faba (fava bean), 1785 nucleotides long. The record is from the annotation of a GenBank genome assembly. NCBI's taxonomy places the organism in Eukaryota, Viridiplantae, Streptophyta, Magnoliopsida, Fabales, Fabaceae.
AUGGAAACCGGAAGCAGUAGCAGGAAGAACAACAACAAUCAGAAUCAGCAAGAUCAUGAUUUAGGGUUAGAGAAAGUUCGCCUAAUCAGUUUAGCUCUCGAAUUCGGUUUCGAUGAACAAUCCGCUAUCCAAUGUUUCGACCGCCUCGUCUCUCUCUACGGUGACGACGGUCGUGAUUUCAUCACCGUUGAGCACUGCGGCGAUGAUUUUCUUACUGCUUUGGCGGAAUCGGUGCAAGACACGGAGGAAUGGGAUGAUUUACGCGAAAUGGAAUCGCAGGCUGUUGGAACUUUGAAUCACGUGCUUGAAGAACGUUUUGCCACGUGCGGUGAGGGUUCUAAGGCUUUCGUUGAUGUUAUCCACGAUUCGCCUCAGAAAGGGCGGAGCAAAUUUGUUGAAUUGGGUUCAAGUGAUGACGAGGAUACUGAGGGUAAUUCUGUAUUUUCGGGUCAACAACCUCCUCUGAAGUCAAUGGGUGGCACAAGUUGCAUCACUCAAGGCUCAGUUUCAUCAACUUCCAGAAAAAUACAAUCCUCCUUUGCUUCAAAGGAUAGAACUAGUACUCUCACUUAUGAAGAGUUGCAGGCGCUAGAUGAUAUUGAAUUGGCAAAUGUAGUUAUCUUUGGUAAUAAAAUACUUCGACCAUUGCAGCAUCAAGCAUGUAAUGCAACUUUGUCAAAACAAGAUUCUUUUAUUCUUAUGCCUACUGGAGGUGGUAAAUCUCUUUGCUAUCAGCUUCCAGCAACCCUUCAACCAGGAGUUACAGUAGUUAUAUCUCCCUUACUUUCACUCAUUCAGGAUCAGAUAAUAACACUUAAUCUCAAGUUUGGAAUACCUGCUACCUUUUUAAAUUCACAACAAAAUGCUUCCCAAGCCGCAGCUGUCCUCCAAGAGCUAAGUUUUCUUAUACACAGAAAAGACAAGCCUACGUGCAAGCUCUUGUAUGUGACACCUGAGAGAAUUGCGGGAAACCAAACAUUUCUUGGGAUUCUAAAAUGCAUGAAUCAGAAGGGACAGCUGGCAGGUUUUGUUGUUGAUGAGGCACACUGUGUUAGCCAGUGGGGACAUGAUUUCCGGCCUGAUUAUCGUGGAUUAGGAUCUCUUAAGCUAAACUUUCCACGUGUACCUGUCAUGGCAUUGACUGCCACCGCAACUCACCCAGUUCGCAAGGACAUCUUAAAUGCUUUAAGAAUCCCACAUGCAAUUGUUCUAGAAAGAAGCUUUGACAGACCGAAUUUGAAGUAUGAAGUGGUUGGUAAGACAAAGGAACCACUGAAGCAGCUUGGAAAACUUCUAAUGGACCGUUUCAAGAGUCAGUGCGGCAUUGUAUACUGCCUGUCAAAGAGUGAAUGUGUCGAGAGAGUCACAGUUCAAAAAAAAUGGCAUGACGGAGAGGUCCAUAUCGUAUGUGCAACUAUUGCUUUUGGAAUGGGGAUAGACAAACCUGAUGUUCGAUUUGUCAUCCACAAUACAAUGUCAAAAUCAAUUGAAAGCUAUUAUCAGGAAUCUGGAAGGGCUGGAAGAGAUAAUCUUCCUGCAGUUUGCAUUGCUCUAUACCAGAAGAAAGAUUUUAGUAGAGUUGUAUGCAUGAUAAGAAACGGCCAAGGAUAUAAAAAGGAGGGUUUUAAGACAGCAAUGGCUCAAGCCAAAAUGAUGCAACAGUACUGUGAAUUAAAGGAUGAAUGCCGGAGACAGACCCUACUUAAACACUUCGGAGAAUCUUUUGAUAGAAAGACCUGCAAGCAUGGCUCUAGCCCUUGUGAUAACUGUCUCAAGACGGCAUAA